ACACCUGGAGAAGGGGAACACAAAAUAAUGGACUAUAUUAGAUAUACUAGGGCGCAGCCCGGUUAUGACCCAAACACUAGGCAUUGCUUAUAUGGACUUGAUGCAGAUUUAAUUAUGUUAGGACUGUGUUCACAUGAACCACAUUUUAGUUUAUUGAGGGAAGAGGUAAAAUUUGGCAAAAAAUCGACAAAACGUAUAACAGUUCCUGAAGAGAUAACAUUUUUUCUGUUGCACUUAUCUCUAAUGAGGGAGUAUUUAGAAUUAGAAUUCGCCCCAAUAAGGUAUGAGCUAAGAGGAUUUGACUACGAUUUAGAAAAAAUAAUCGACGAUUGGGUGUUGAUGGGGUUUUUAGUUGGAAACGAUUUCAUUCCUCAUUUACCAAAUUUACACAUCUCCGAGGGUGCGUUACCCCUCCUGUAUAAAACUUAUAUGGAAAUACUUCCUACGCUAGAUGGUUAUAUAAAUGAAGGUGGAACUUUAAAUUUAAGGCGGUUUGAAAUGUUCAUGGAAAAACUUGGUCAGCAAGAUCUAGAUCACUAUGAGCAGGUACGAGACGACAUAAUGUAUCUAGAAACGAAAAGGGGCAUUAAGUCCACAAGAGAUUUACAAGAGUGGAAAGCGGAGGGGGAUGAGAUUUCUGAACUUCUUGAACCAGAUGUCUCGACACCUUGUAAGGACAGUGGCUUGGCGAGUUUGUUGAAGUCUGCAGAUGAGCUGUGUUUGGAUGAUGACAGUGACGAUAAUAGUGAUGAUUUUAUGAAUUUUAAAAAGGAGUAUUACAAAGAGAAAAUGGAAUAUGUUGACGUUACACCCGAAGUAAUGAGGGACCAAGCUGAAGGGUAUGUUCGAGCAAUACAGUGGAAUUUAAACUAUUACUACAAUGGUUGUUGUUCUUGGUCUUGGUUUUAUCCACAUCAUUAUGCCCCAUAUAUUUCGGAUAUCAAAGGGUUUACCGACUUAAAACUCGAGUUCGAUAUGGGCAAACCAUUCUUGCCAUAUGAACAGCUGUUAGGGGUGUUACCUGCAGCCAGUAAAAAGCUUCUGCCCGAAGCUUAUCAUGGGUUGAUGACUGAAGAAAAUUCUAUCAUAAUCGAUUACUAUCCAGAAAAAUUUGAAACUGAUCUGAAUGGAAAGAAGCAAGCGUGGGAAGCAGUAGUAAAAAUACCUUUCAUCGACGAGAAACUGCUUCUUGAAGCUAUGAGCUAUUGCAACGAUAAAUUAACAACAGAGGAAAGACGAAGAAAUAGUCACGGACCUAUGUUAAUUUACAUGUACACGCCAAGAGAUAGAGAACCUUAUCAAGCACCAGCCUAUUUUCCAGAAAUUCCCAAAAAUCACACAGAAGUGAAGACUUUAUUGUAUUCAGAUAUUUUAAUACCACGAGAAAAAUUAGUAAAGGGUGCUUAUCCCGGAGCGUUAAUGAAUGUUUACUAUCCGGGCUUCCCAACCAUGAAACAUCUUAAAUAUAGGGGAGAAGUUCAAAAAGCCCAUGUUAAGGUAUUUGAACAGCCAAGUAGAAAUGAGAGUAUGAUUAUUCAUAUCAUACCAAAUUCUAAAUUCGUCGGUGACAUGAUUCCAGUUGAUCUUUUGGGUACAUCUGUAUUCAUUUCUUGGCCACAUCUAAUUGAAGCGAAGGUAGUGGCUAUUUCAAACCUUAACAAGAAAUUUAUCAGUAUGGGUGGACCAAAUCAGUAUAACACAAUUAAUCUUAAGGAAUCAGACAAAAGAGAAUUUAUCCUAAGUUUAAGUGGAAUUACUGAAUUAUACAAAAACAGAAUGGGGAUAGCCAUAGGUGACUCAAAAGUUUUAGUGUAUGUUAAACAAUUAGUAGGAAGAAAAUACUCAUUUUCAAAUGGAAAAUUCAAACUAGAAAAGCAGUUCGCCGAUAAUAUUUCAUGUUAUCCCUUGCAGACAGUAGUUUUUAAUAUAAAGGCUUAUGAUCCAUUGUAUCAUUUAGAAAAAGAAGUGGAAAGUAUUUAUCCGAAAAACAGUACUUGUUUUGUACUCGGAAAUCCUUAUUAUGGUUCUCAAGGAGUGGUACUGGACGCCUCAACAGUUACUAAAACUGGCAGAAUAAAAAUAUAUAUUUCGAUAGUAGAACAGCCGAAUUUGAACCAUGUUAGAUCUAUACAUGAGAACACUGACAAGAAAUACAAACAAGCGCAUACUGUUGCUAGUCCUUUAGGUAUUUCUAAUAGUAUUUUUUCACAAAUAACUACCUCGAUGUAUAUUAAAGCUAGUGAAGCUGUUGAAGCAAGAAAAGUUAAUGUUGGCUUGGAUUUAAAAUUGAACAAAAGGAAUAAGGAAACGCCUGGUUAUACCAAAAAGAUAAAUAAUUAUUGGUAUUACACAGAGAAGGCCGCAGAACUUGUUAAAGAAUAUAUUGACAAAUUUCCAGAAGUGGUAGAUUAUUUAAACAAGCCUUAUGACCACGACGCCACGUUUGAAAGUUUAUUUCCAACAAACAGCGAAGAACGAUAUAAAGAAUUACAGCAGUGGUUAAAAUCUUUACCUACUCAUUCCAUAGAUAGGAUAGAUUGUAAUAGUAAAAGUUUGGAACCAGAAACUAUCGAGGCUUUAGAACGAACUAUAGAUGCUUAUAAAGACGCACCUGUAAAACAUAGGAAUAUCCAAAUAAAACCACAAUUUUUGUAUAGGCCUGAAAUUCAAACCGCAACUAUAGAACCGGAUCCAAAAACUGAAACUGAUAUUCUAGAUAGAAUAGUUAACGUAAGGCAUGGGUACUCAGUUCCAUUUGGGCAUAAAGGGACAGUUACUGCAAUAAGAAAUUCUAGUACUAACAACGAAAGGGACACUAUGUAUGAAGUUGUAUUCGAUAAUCCAUUUCGAGAUGGCUUAAAGUUAAAUUGUUCAGAAAACAGAGGAUAUCUGCUGCCGAAGACUGCCUUUAUAAAUAUAUCUUACGGCGAACGUUUGAUGGUGGAAAAGACUGGAAAGCCAGAUGAGCUAAUCGCAAAAGCCGAAGCUACAAACUCUAACCGAUUAGAACAACCUAACCAUAACAACACGUUUAAUAACUUAAUCAAACCACAACCGCAAUCGAUAUUCCAUCCACCUCAAGUUCAACCGUGGUUUAGCCAGCAAAAUCAGGCACAAUCAUGCAUGAUUCCUCCCCAAUUUAUAUUACCAAGUAAUCAACCUAAUUCAGCGUUUGCUCAUUUCUCAUCAAACAACACAUUUAGGAUGCCAACUGUACAUAAUAAUCUCGGAAAUACUGUGCCUAAUCAGUUUUAUCCAUUUGACAACAAUCAAACUCAAAAUGAGAAAAUAAUCAAAGAUAAUAGAUACGUAAAUGUUCCAAAUUUUGAAAAGGUACUUAAAGACAACGUGUCUGUAAGUAAUCAUAAAGGUACUGAAAAUAUUGAAAGGAAUGGUUUAACUGGAGAAAUAUUUCCUAUGAAAGAUGUGAAAAAGCUUUCUCAGGAUAACAACAUUCAGCUGAAAUUAAUGAAACCUGAAGAUUUUCAAAAUCCUCCAGAGAAGCCACUUGUCGAAAAUUGGAGAGAAAGACCACACUCACAUCAGAAUCAUUUACAUACUCAACUUGAUGGUAAUAAGAGCAAAGAUGGUGAUAAUAGAUAUAAUUUUUAUAAAACCGAUAAUAACAAAAAGGUGGAUAAUAAAUCACAGUCAGAGGACGAUAAAACCAAGGCUGGUAGUUCAAGAAAGGUAAUAUAUUACGAAACUGUUUUCUUGUGUCAUGUUUAAGUUAAAUAAUAUUUUAUAUGGAAUUAAACCACAAUUUUAUUUUAUAUGGAAUUAAACACAUUGACUGUAAUGAGAA
This is a messenger RNA of Diabrotica virgifera virgifera (western corn rootworm), 3805 nucleotides long. It is a transcript of the gene pcm, whose product is annotated as 5'-3' exoribonuclease 1. Gene Ontology annotation, cellular component: nucleus. NCBI's taxonomy places the organism in Eukaryota, Metazoa, Arthropoda, Insecta, Coleoptera, Chrysomelidae. Gene Ontology annotation, biological process: rRNA catabolic process; nuclear-transcribed mRNA catabolic process. The record is from RefSeq and is a predicted model, not a curated record. Gene Ontology annotation, molecular function: 5'-3' RNA exonuclease activity; RNA binding. The coding region runs from base 28 to 3729 and encodes 1233 amino acids. The transcript is spliced from 14 exons.